Molecule: messenger RNA, 2056 nt
Organism: Lolium perenne
Lineage: Eukaryota; Viridiplantae; Streptophyta; Magnoliopsida; Poales; Poaceae
Product: 2-methylpropanoate--CoA ligase CCL4
Source: RefSeq, a predicted model, not a curated record
UUGUGUCACUGCACUUGCUCUGUCUGAUCUUGUGAGUGUGCUCUGUCCCCUCACCAGCCACGAGUGAGUGCCCGUGGUCGUACUCGUAGGUGAAGUCGUCGCGCGCGCGGGGGAGCCUCCCUCCCUAGGCCGGAUCGAUCCCUGCCGGCGGCCAUGGACAAGCUCGGCGCGAACCCGGCCAACUCGAGCCCGCUCACGCCGCUGGGCUUCCUGGAGCGCGCCGCCACCGUGUACGGCGACUGCCCCUCCGUCGUCUACCACGACACCGUCUUCACCUGGUCCCAGACCUACCGCCGCUGCCUCCGCCUCGCCUCCGCCCUCGUCGCCCUCGGCGUCUCCCGCCGCGACGUCGUGUCCGUGCUGCUGCCGAACGUGCCGGCCAUGUACGAGGCGCAGUUCGGGGUGCCGAUGAGCGGCGCCGUGCUCAACAGCAUCAACACGCGCCUCGACGCGCGCACCGUCUCCGUCCUGCUCCGCCACUCCGGCUCCAAGCUCAUCCUCGUUGACCCUGCUCUGCUCCCGGUCCUCGGCGACGCGCUCCGCCUCCUCCCGCCGGGCCACCCAGCCCCGCGCGUGGUGCUCGUCGAGGACCCGCACGAGAAGGAAUUCCCUCCGGCGCCAGCGGCGGCUCUGACGUACGAGAGGCUCCUGGAGACAGGCGACCCGGAGUUCAAGUGGGUGCGGCCGGCGAGCGAGUGGGACCCGAUGAUACUCAACUACACCUCCGGCACCACGUCGGCGCCCAAGGGCGUCGUGCACUGCCACCGCGGCAUCUUCGUGGUGACCAUGGACUCGUUGGUCAGCUGGGCGGUGCCGGAGAAGCCGACGUACCUGUGGACGCUGCCCCUGUUCCACGCCAACGGGUGGAGCUUCCCGUGGGGGAUGGCCGUGGUGGGCGGUACGAACGUCUGCCUCCGCCGCGUCCUCGCCGGCGAGGUCUACGACACCAUCGCGCGCAACAAAGUCACGCACCUCUGCGGCGCGCCGGUCGUGCUCAACAUGCUUGCCAACGCGCCUGAGGGCGUGCGAAAGCCUCUCCCGGGGAAGGUACAGAUCCUCACGGCCGGCGCGCCGCCCCCGGCCGCCGUGCUGCACCGCACGGAGGCGAUCGGCUUCGACGUGAGCCACGGGUACGGUUUGACGGAGACGGCGGGUCUGGUUCUGCUGUGCGCGUGGAAGGGCGAGUGGAACAGGCUCCCCGCAGCAGAGCGCGCGCGGCUCAAGGCGAGGCAGGGCGUGCGCACGCCCGGCAUGGCGGAGGUGGACAUCGUGGACGGCGAGACCGGCCGCAGCGUGCCGCGGGACGGCGCCACGAUGGGCGAGAUCGUGCUCCGCGGCGGCUGCAUCACGAUGGGGUACUUCAAGGACGAGGACGCGACGAGGGCGGCCAUCCGGGACGACGGGUGGUUCUACACGGGCGACGUCGGCGUGAUGCACCCCGACGGGUACCUGGAGAUCCGGGACCGGUCCAAGGACGUGAUCAUCAGCGGCGGCGAGAACAUCAGCAGCGUCGAGGUGGAGUCCGUGCUCUACGGCCACCCGGCGGUCAACGAGGCGGCGGUGGUGGCGCGGCCCGACGAGUUCUGGGGUGAGACGCCGUGCGCGUUCGUGAGCCUCAAGGACGGCGCCGUGGCGAGCGCGGCGGAGGUCAUCGCGUGGAGCCGGGAGCGCAUGGCCGGGUACAUGGUGCCCAAGACGGUGGUGUUCCGCGCCGAGCUGCCCAAGACCUCCACCGGCAAGAUUCAGAAGUACGUGCUCCGGAACCUCGCCAAGGAGAUGGGACCCACUCGCCGGGGCGUCAGCAGCAGCAAGAUGUAGAGUGUGACUAGGUCGUCGUCGGUCCUCCUCUGCUUGCGAUUGGAUUGCCUUCUUAAUUCGGACAGGUUGUUGUCGUCGUAGUUGGCAUUGCAUAUCUGUUCCUGAGAUCUGCAAGUCUCCUGCAAAUGCAAGAUUCAGUUUUGUGCAUGAUGCAUGUCGCCCCGCUGAUCAUGGGGAAAACAAUACUUACUAUUGUGAUACACAUGCUUCUUCAAUCAUACUAGUUAUGAAUUGCUAA